Messenger RNA from Stereum hirsutum FP-91666 SS1, 639 nucleotides. RefSeq lists its product as uncharacterized. The coding region runs from base 1 to 639 and encodes 212 amino acids. Lineage: Eukaryota; Fungi; Basidiomycota; Agaricomycetes; Russulales; Stereaceae. The record is from RefSeq and is a predicted model, not a curated record. Gene Ontology annotation, molecular function: nucleic acid binding. The transcript has a single exon.
AUGAAUGUCAAUCCGGGUGGCAAACAGGCCUUGCUUCGAGAUGGCUGGUUUGUCGAUGCAGCCGGUAAUCGCCACCCACAGCAGAUGUCGUUCCCUUCCGAUCAUCCCACGAAUGCGAACCAAGCGAAAGGACUCAAACAGGUUCUUCAUGAGCGAGGCCUUUGGACAACGAACAUGCGUGGGAGGUGCAAGAAGUGCGAACACGACACCGUCAACUGUUGUGGCAAGCGCGUACUCGAACUUCAACCGGAUUUCAAGGCUCAGAAAUCCCUGGUGCAAGAAGUCAUCGAGGCCGCGGGACACCUUUGCAUUUUCCUUCCCAAAUAUCAUUGCGAGCUCAACUUCAUUGAAUACUUUUGGGGCGCGGUCAAGCGCCAUCUUCGAGAGAAUUCCGAUUACACUUUCGACACACUCAAGACGAACAUGCCGGCUGCACUUGCGUCUGUGCAGUUGACGACAAUCCGGCGAUGGGAGCACCGGAUGCAAAGGUGGAUGGAUGCUUACAGGGCAGGUAUGGAGACUCAGAAAGCAAACUUACAUGUCCGUAACUACAGUUCUCGCAAGUACACGUCCCACAGACGCAUUCCGGAGGGUGUGGCGCGCCACUAUGACAUCACGGAUUUCCGCCGAGGCUUGUAA